GUUUAGUUAGUGCAAGAGCGUGACCUGUUUCUGGAUACGCUUUUGUGUUGUACCAAAUAUCUUCCUUUUUUUUAUUUUUGAGAUGGGGCCUGCCUCUGUCACCCAGGCUGAAGUGCAGUUGUGCAAUCUCAGCUCACUGCAGCCUCCACCUCCUGGGCUCGAGUGGUCUUCCUACCCCAGCCUUUUGAGUAGCUGGGACUACAGGCACGCACCACCAUGCUCGGCUAAUUUUUUGUAUUUGCUGUAGAUAUGGGGUUUUGUUUUAUUGCCCAGGGUGGUCUGGAACUCCAGUCCUCAUCUAUCCACCUUGCCCUCCCAAAGUGCUGGGAUUACAUGUGUAAGCCACCAUGCCUGGCUGCCAAAUUUCAGUAAAAUGAAUAAUCUCUUCAAAGCUGUCUUCAAACAGGCAAAUAUAAAAGCAGAAUUUUGAAUUUGGUUAAAUGGAAAUAGAGAUUCUAUUUUGUCCCAUCAACAAUGUGAAGCAUUUCCAAGAAGUACUAACAUAUUAGCUGUAUUACUCCUAACAUGUAAACCAUGUUGGCCAGGUGCAGUGGCUCAUUCCUGUAAUCCUAGCAUUUUGGGAGGCUGAGGCAGACGGAUCACUCGAGGUCAGGAGUUCGAAACCAGCAUGGCCAACAUGGUGAAACCUCAUCUCUACUAAAAAUACGAAAAAAUUGGCCAGGCUUGGGGCUGAGUGCCUGUAAUCCCAGCUACUUGGGAGGCUGAGGCAGGAGAAUUGCUUGAACAUGGGAGGUAGAGGUUGCAGUGAGCUGAGAUUGUGUCACUGCACUCCAGCCUGGGUGACAGAGCGAGACUCCUUUUCAAAACAAACAAAAAAACAUGUUAAUAUCUGUUGGUUCCCAACAGUGACCUAUAAUGUUGGUUGAAAGAUGUUUGGGGAUCUGUUUAAAUCAUAUUGAGUAGUGUCUCUGUUGGUUUUAGAGAAUAUGCUAACAUAGAGAAUGUUAACUAUCAGAGUAUCUUUCGUUUUGAUGUUUUAAGUGGCAGAAGAGUUUCCAGAGAUUUCAGAUAUAAACAGACUGAAAGAAGUAAGCUCGACCUGCAUGCUCCUUCUCUGCUGUGCUGUCCUUGAAAGACUUGGUGUCCAUCUUUGUUGUUGUUGUUGUUGUUUGAGACAGGGACUAGCUCUAUUGCCCAGGCUGGAGAGCAGUGGUGCGACCAUGGCUUGCUGCAGCCUCAAACGCCUGGGCUCAAGCGAUCCUCCCACCUCAGCCCCUCUGAAUAGCUGGGAACACAGGCAUAUGCCACCACACUCGACUUACUUCUCUAUUUCAUUUUUUUGGUAGAGAUGAGGUCUCAUUAUGUUGCCCAGGAUAGUCUUGAACUCCUGAGCUCAGGUGAUCCUCCUGCCUUGGCCUCCCAAAGUGCUGGGAUUUCAGAUGUGAGCCCACUGCAACUGGCCUGAGUGUCCAUCUUUGUGAAAGAGUCAGAUUCUCGAAUGCCUAUGAUAGAUUUGAACAAGACAAGCAAAGAUGGGAAGGAUUGACCUUAUUAGUCUUGAGACAUAUCUUAAAGCCAUGGUGAUUGAAAUUAUGUGGUUUUAGGGGCAGGAAGAGUCAAAUAAACCAAUGAAACAGUAUAGAGAGUGCAGACACAGACCAAAUACCCUGUAGGAAUUGGGUGAGCUACAGCAUGCAUCAUAAAUCCUGGGGAAAGGAUUUUGUAAACGACAGGAUAACUGACUUCAGCUAUAUGGAGAAAAAGGAAAUGGAUCCUUCCUCCAAAUGCUUCAAAAACCUAGAUGUCAAAAGUAAAAUUAUAUGGCCAAAUGAAAGAUUUCAUAAAGAGGGCUUAAAAAGUACAAACUGGUUGGACAUGGUGGCUCACACCUGUAAUCCUAGCACUUUGGGAGGCUGAGGUGAGAGGAUCACUUGGGCCAGGAGUUGGAGCCCAGCCUGAGCAACAUAAGAGACUCUGUCUCUACAAAAAAAUUUAAAAUUGGCUGUGUAUGGUGGCUUAGGCCUGUAGUCCCAGCUACUCAGGAGGCUAAGGUUGAUCCCAGGAGGUUAAGGCUGCAGUCAGCUGUGAUCUGUGAGCUGUGAUCAUGCCACUGUACUCCAGCCUGGGCAGCAGGGCAAGACUUCAUCUGUUUUGUUCUGUUUUGUUUUGUUUUUGAAUUGGAGUCUCACUCUGUUUCCCAGACUGGAGUGCCAUGGCGUGAUCUCAGCUCACUGCAACCUCCACUUCCUGGCUUUAGGCCAUUUUCCUGCGUCGGCCUCCUGAGUAGCUGGGAUUAUAGGCACCACCAUUUUUGUAUUUUUAGUAGAGAUGAGGUUUCACUGUGUUGGCCAGGCUAGUCUCGAACUCCUGACCUCAAGUGAUCCACCUGCCUUGGCCUCCCAAAGUGCCGGGAUUACAGACAUGAGCCACUAUGCCCAGCCUGUUUUUUUUUUUUCAAGUACAAUCUGUAAGAAGAAAAAGUAGAUAGAUUUGACUGUAUCAAAAUUGAAAAUUUCUGUUUGACCAAGGACACCAUAUAGAUAAAAGAUAGGUGAUAUACUAGAAGAAAAUGUUUGGAAUAUCUAAAACUGCUGUGAUGAAUAACUAGAAUAAAGUAAUGAAUGUCUACAAAUCAGCAAGAAAACAGCAAAACACUCACUAGAAAACAUGAAGCUGGUACAAGUUUGCAGCAGCUGGAAGAAGGUGAAGCCAGCGUGGCUAACACACACGAGAGGGGAGGCCAGCCUCACUAAUGCCAUUGCCACCCAUGGUUGGCUCUGGCUGCACAAAGCUGGACAAAGAUUUUGGCUCUGCAUCCUCUAAUACAAGGCAAAGAAGUUGUGAGGGUUGGGGAUAACUAAUCCACUGGCUGCCACAUGUAUACAUAUAUAUUAUUUAAAAAACAACAGAGGCGCAGUGGCUCACGCCUGUAAUCCCAACACUUUGGGAAGCUGAGGUGGGUGGAUCAUGAGGUCAGGAGUUCAAGACCAGUCUGGACAAGACGGUGAAACUUUGUCUCUACUAAAAAUACAAAAAUUAGCUGAGUGUGGUGGCGGAUGCCUGUAAUCCCAACUACUCAGGAGGGAUUGCUUGAACUCGGGACAUGGAGGUUGCAGUGAUCUGAGUAUGCCACUACACUCCAGCCUGGGUGACAGGGCAAGACUGUCUCAAAAACAAACAAAUAAACACGGCAGUUCAUUUCUCCAGAAUAAGAAACCAAUGAUGUCAAAGUCUAGGUUAUGAAAGUUAGUUUGUCUGUCCUGCAGCCAUGACCGAAUGCCUAAUACAAGGCAACCAUCUUACUAAUGUGGGGAACAAGUAAGUGCCAAGAAAGGGCUGCACAAGCUUCUAUCUGCUGUGUGUGGCCAUCAUGUGCCAAUCUUCUGACACAUGCUCUGGGGGAUGGAUAGGAUCAUUUUCUCUUUUCAUUGCCAUUCUGUCCUUGGGAGCCCACUCUAUGUACUAAUGAAUACCAUUCUAAUUUACCUUUCAUAUGUUCGGAUUCAUAUGUAUCCUUAGGACAUAAAUAAUAUUUUGUAUAUGUUUAAUUUACCUAAGUGGGAUUGUGCUAUAAAGCCCAUUGUUUCUUUUGUAACUCACGUUGUGUUAUUUAUUUUAAAAAUAGAGACAGGGUCUCACUAUGUUGCCCAGCCUGGUCUCAAACUCCUGGGUUCACUCCCAGGAGUGGAGUGAACCUCCCAAAUGCAGCCUCCCAAAAUGCUGGGAUUACAGCAAUGAGCCACUACACCUGUCCUCACAUUAUGUUUUUAACAUCUACCCAUGGUGCUCUAUUCAGUUAACUGCUUUUGACUGAUGCAUAGUUUUGCAUUCUGUGCCUAUACUACGUAUUCAUUCCCCUAAGUACAGACACUCAAAUUGUGUAUAGCUUCUUCCUACUGAAUAAUGGUAUUCAUUAAUAACUAUGCCAUUGUUAGGUGUGUCUAACAAUGAUAUAUCUAACAUGACGUUGUCAGAACAUACUAGAAUGACUUACACAAACCUAGAUGGUACAGCUUGCUACAUACACAGGCUGUAUGGUAUAGCCUGUUGUUCCUAGGUUACACACCUGUACUGUAUAUUUCUGUAUCGAAUGCUAGGAGUAAUUUGAACACAACGGUAAGUAUUUGUGUGUCUAAACAUAUCUAAACAGAAAAUAAACAGUAAAAAUACAAUAUUAUAUUCUUGUAGGGCCAUCAUUGUAUAUAUGGUCUGUUGUUCAAAACAUCAUAUGUGGCACAUGACUGCAACUACACAUUGUUUUAUGUGCUAGGAAAAAGAAGCACAGCUGCUAAUUUAGAAUGAGGGUUAGGAACAUUCUCUCUGAAGAGGUGAAAUGUAAGCCAGUCUCAAAGAUGACAACACACCAACCAGGUGGAGAGCAGUGGGCAGUUGGUGGGGCAGGAAGAGCAUUCUGGGCAGAGAGAACAGCAUUGUGCAAAGACCCACGGAUGAGAGAGAAUGAAGCAUAGGCAGGCACUGCAAGAAGGUCUUUGAGCUGGUGCAGAGGGGAAAGUUGCGGAAGGUGCAGCCAGACAGAUAGUUGGGGGAAAGAGCAACCUGGCUUGUUAAGUAUUUUGGGUUUUACACUGUAUAUAAUGCGGGGUCACUGGAGGGAUUAAAAGACUUUAGCUCCUAGGUAGAGAAUACUUUGAGAAGGUCAGUAAUAGGAGAUUAAUUCAGUUGUUGUAGAAGUCAAAGUGAGAGUUGAUGGUGGCUUGGACUAGAGUUAUAAGGGAAUGGGUAGAAAGCAGUAGAGGGAUUUUAAGUAUAUUCUGGAGAUGAAAUCAACAGAACUUGUAAAUAAUUGGAUGCUGAGGAUGCAGAAGAGGGAGGUAUCCAGAAUGACUCCCAGAUUUCUCCUAUGAAGAGUUGGGUAGGAAGAGAUGCCAUUUCCUAAAAUGGAGACUAUUGAGAGAAAAGCAAAUUAUGGGAGGAAGAGUUAGAGUUCUCUUAAACUAUGUUUAGUUAGAGACAUCCAAAUAUAGGUGGCAAACAUGGGCAGUCAGAUAAUAUGGAUCUUGAGUUCAGAAGAGAAUCUGAUCAAAAGUAUUUGUUUGUAAUUAAUUUGUAAGUAGGUGAUAUUUAAAGCUGUGGGAAACCAGUAGAUUAGGUAGUGAAUGUACAGCCAGUGAGGAGAAAUGAGGGCUUAGAUGGAAACUGGAAGACCUCCAACAUUUAGAGGUCAAAUAAAGGAGGAGGAAUCAGCAAAUCCGACUGAGGAGUGGCCAGACAUGUAGAAGACAACAUGAAGAGUGUGGUGUCACAGAGGCCAAGAUGAAGUUACGAUAGGUCAAAAAGGAUGGAAAUCAUUGGGGUCUUGGAUUGGGCAACAUGGAGGUCACCAGAGACUUUUCUGAUAGCUGUUUUUGAGCAUGCAAGCCAAUGUUGAAAUGGGUUGAAAAGAAGGUAUUUAUACUUCUGGCAAUAUGUGGGAUUAAUUAUCCUGGAAAAUCUUUCUAUGUAAAGUAUCUGAAAAUGCUGGAUAAAUAUAAGAAAUCAUUUGUUAAUGCAUAGCUGAGUACCCUCGAAAAUAAAGGAAAUCUCUAGGAGUGGGAAAAAAAAGAGUGAUACCUUGAAACCUCAGAAAUUUAGCAGAUUCUGAAACUAGAAUUGCCCUAGAAGCAUUUGCCAGUCUUAGAAACUGAGAAACUUGAGUUUAACAGCUGUCCAAGAAGAGACAGAAAGCCCUUGGGACCUUAAAAGGCAGGGAAUUAGAACUGAGACCCCUCCAAAUACAGUUGGAAUCCUUGAACAGUGACACAGUGAGUGAAAAAUUGGAAUAGGAAGAAUCUGCUACCUCGUGAAAGGAGGUGACAAAGAAAGUUCUCUCUCAUGACCUGUGUGGGAAAAACUAAAGACUGUUCCUUAGAAUUGAAAACCACAUGUCCUCUCACAUGUAUUUGGGGUUCAAAACUGCACCACCUACAUGUUGUAGAUAAUCCCUGGAUAAGAAAUUACAUUGUAUGCAAUUUGAUAGUGUACAAGAACAUCUGUUGGAAACAAAGCAAAUCCUCUUUGGAAGGACACAUCCUCUAUAAAGGCAUUCCAAGUCACGCCAGAAAUGAGCUCACAAUCUAAAAUUACAAGACACAAUAGGUAAUGCCACUCUGAGUUCUUAACAACAAACUAUAGAUUUCUCAAGAGCAUUUGAAAUUGGAAUCAUUAGUUAUAGAAUACUAAAUAAGUAUGUUUAACACUUUUAAAGAAAUAAAAGAUGGGAAAAAGCAGAGAAGCUUGGAAAAGAACAAAAUAGUGUUUCUAGUAAUAAAAUAGAAGGAUUUAAGUGGAUAUUUCCAUGAUGUUUAAACAGCAGGCUAAAUAUAACUGAAGAGAGGACUUGGUGGUAAUCUGGCAUCACCCAGAAAGACACAUGGUUUAAGAGACAUGUAGGACAGAGUGAGAAGGUUGACCACGUGUCUAAAUGAAGAGAAUCAGGAGACAAGUAGGAGAACAUAUUCCGAGGAAGUGCCUGAGAAGCUUCUGGAGAUCAUGAAAAGCAUGACUUCUGAUUUGCGAAUUAUAGUGUAUCCUGGGUAAGAUUAUUAAAGAGAAGUCUACCCCUGGACACACAGUGGUGGGAUCACAGGGCACUAGGGACAGAGACUUUUACAGCCGCCAUAAGACAGACAAGCAGCACUUAACCCAGCUACUGAAUUCUCAAUGGGAACUAGAGGACAGCAGAAUCAUGCCUUUAAAGCAUGGCCAGAACAGAGCUGUCGACCUCGAAUGCUGCCCCAGCUAAAACAACGUCCUCAAAACAAACGGCUCAAGAAACAAGACAGGAACUGCUUUCCACCAUUGAGUUCCCACUGAAGGGGCAUCUGGACAUCCAAGGAUGUAUGCGAGGGUGAAGAGGGCUGAGGGUGCCCUCAGAAAGGAUGCACAUCUGAGAUGUCAGGAGACUUGGGGAGCAAAGAAUUAGAUGGGUAAAGCUGGGCAAAUACAUAAAAUAGUGGUAAUAAAGGGUUGAAUUUGGCCGGCUAUAGACCACUUGAGCCAUGCCCACCCACGUCAUGAGCCCACCGCGCAGUUGGGGGGCCCAGCCAGAAGGCCGUGGCUCCCGUGAACCCUUGUACUGGCUGCCGGUGCGCAGGCGCCCGCGCGUGUGCCGUCGGUUCUGGAACGUGGACACCGAGGGGCCUGGCGCCAUGUUGGGGCCGAGGGGGAGGAGGGGAAGCGCUUGAAUCCGCGGGGCACACAGCGGGAGCCAGAGUGGGGUCAAGACCAGGGCUGCUAGGAGCCCUGCCCUUCCCACCUCAGCGGAUCAUGACCCGGUCGGGGUGGUGGGGGACGUGCCCUGGCGGGGCGGGUGCUGAAAGAUGAUGCCGUUUCCCGUGACAACUCAGGGAACACCGCAGCCGGCGAAGCGCUAUGGCAUCUCCGCGCCGAUCAGCUUAGCGGUCCCCAAGGAGACGGACUGCCUCCUCACCCAGAGGCUAAUAGAAACCCUCAGGCCCUUCGGGGUCUUCGAAGAGGAAGAGGAACUGCAGCGCAGGAUUUUAGUUUUGGAAAAAUUAAAUAAUCUGGUAAAGGAAUGGAUACGCGAAAUCAGUGAAAGCAAGAGUCUUCCGCAAUCUAUACUUGAAAACGUUGGAGGAAAGAUUUUUACAUUUGGCUCCUACAGAUUAGGAGUACAUACGAAAGGCGCAGAUAUUGACGCCUUGUGCAUUGCACCAAGGCAUGUGGAUCGAAGUGACUUCUUCACCUCCUUCUAUGCUAAGCUGAAACUACAGGAGGAAGUAAAAGAUUUAAGGGCUGUCGAGGAGGCAUUUGUGCCAGUUAUCAAAUUGUGUUUUGAUGGGAUAGAGAUUGAUAUUUUGUUUGCAAGAUUAGCACUACAGACUAUUCCAGAAGACUUGGACCUAAGAGAUGACAGUCUACUUAAAGAUUUAGACAUUAGAAGCAUAAGAAGCCUCAACGGUUGCCGGGUAACUGAUGAAAUUUUACAUCUAGUGCCAAACAUUGACAACUUCAGGUUGACUCUGAGAGCCAUCAAAUUGUGGGCCAAAUGCCACAGUAUCUAUUCCAAUAUACUAGGUUUCCUCGGAGGUGUUUCCUGGGCCAUGCUAGUAGCAAGAACUUGUCAGCUUUAUCCAAAUGCAGUAGCGUCAACUCUUGUACGGAAGUUCUUCUUGGUAUUUUCUGAAUGGGAAUGGCCAAAUCCAGUGUUACUGAAAGAGCCUGAAGAACAGAAUCUUAAUUUGCCAGUAUGGGACCCAAGAGUAAAUCCCAGUGAUAGGUACCAUCUUAUGCCUAUCAUCACACCAGCAUACCCACAGCAGAACUCCACAUACAACGUGUCUGUUUCAACUAGGAUGGUCAUGAUUGAAGAGUUUAAACAGGGGCUUGCUAUCACACAUGAAAUUUUGCUGAAUAAGGCAGAGUGGUCCAAACUCUUUGAAGCUCCAAGCUUCUUUCAAAAGUACAAGCAUUAUAUUGUACUUCUGGCAAGUGCACCAACAGAAAAACAACAUUUAGAAUGGGUGGGCUUGGUGGAAUCAAAGAUCCGGAUCCUGGUUGGGAGCUUGGAGAAGAAUGAAUUUAUUACACUGGCACAUGUGAAUCCACAGUCAUUUCUAGCACCCAAAGAAAAUCCUGAUAAGAAAGAAUUUCGUACAAUGUGGGUGAUUGGGUUAGUGCUAAAGAAGCCAGAAAACUCUGAAAUUCUCAGUAUUGAUCUCACCUAUGAUAUCCAGUCUUUCACAGAUACUGUUUAUAGGCAAGCAGUGAAUAGUAAGAUGUUUGAGACGGGCAUGAAAAUUGCUGCAAUGCAUUUAAGAAGAAAGGAACUUCAUCAGCUGCUGCCUCAUCAUGUGCUUCAGGAAAAGAAAGCACACUCUCCAGAAGGUAGAAGAUUGACAGAUUUGAAUGACAGAAGCUUUGACUUGUCUGCAGGUGGUGAAAACAGCAUUUCUGUGCCUUCAUCUACUAGCACUAUGAAGACAGGCCCAUUGAUUAGCAGUUCUCAGGGUAGAAACAGUCCUGCCCUGGCUGUAAUGACAGCAUCUGUGACGAACAUACGGGCUACUGAAAUUUCCUUGCAACAGGUGAAUACCAGUGAAAGUUCAGGGGCUGCAUUAAACGAAAGUAUUCCUCAUGCUGUCUCUCAGCCUGCCAUUGCUCCAUCACCAAAGCCCAUGGUCACCAGAGUUGUUUCUUCGACAUGUCUCAUAAGCCAUCCAGACCUUCAGGAAACGCAGCAACAAACAUAUCGAAUCCUAUAGUUGGAGUCUAGAGGAUAUUCUUGCUUCAUAAAGAAGAAAGGACCAAGAAAACCUAAACAGGAAAAACUCAACACAAAGACAAGUACAACUCCAUUAGAAGCAAUUCAGACAGCAUCUUCUCUGUUGGCCUCUCAGCGAACUUCAGUACAGAUCUUUCCAGUAUCCCCGUUCUCCCUGCUAACCAAUUCCUGUUAUCAAGAAUACAGUAAAACAGGUUGAAUGGAUAAAAACAACCACAAGGGUCCAUCAACAGUAUCUGCUAACUCAGCCUGUUGUCUUCAAAUACUAAAGAAGGAGAAUGAAGGAUACAGGACUAGAUAUGACUUGAAGUGGAUUUGGGCUCAUUUAGUAACUUCCUUUACUGGGCUAGUCUUGAUCAGAAGUCCAAAUUAAUAUGUGACAGCUAGAGAUGCUGUUAUUAAUGUGUCAGCAACAGUUACAUUAACUAUUUCAAAACUGCCCUUAAAAAGAAAAAACUGUCCAGUUAUAUUUAUACCCGUGACUGACAUCUGGACUGGAUUUAUGUUUGAUGCAUUGUUGGGAAAAUUUGAAUACAAGCUGGUAUCAGAAUUCCUUACACUGAUGAUGUACUUUAUAUUUUUUGUUAGAAAGUAGAACUAAUUUUAGAUUUUUCAAAUUGGUGAAUUUUAUUUUUCCCUGAAGAGGUUUCUUCACUAUUAAUCUUAAAAUUGGAUACCAUUGUGCAGUGGUAUACUGUACUUCAGAGAAAGCAAAAAAGUUCAUCUGGCUCAGUCCCCAUGAGGUAGCUUAACCUUUUAAAAUGAAAUGUCAACUUUUAGGUAUGUAUUUGACAUCAAAACAAUCAUUAGUAGGUAUUUGGUUCUGAUGGCACACCAUGGAGAAAUGACACACUGGUUUUAUCUGUAGAACUGUUUUAGAGAGUCAUCAGCAAUCAGAUAUUUUCUCUGAGCUGAGAAAGCUCCAUAUUGUCUUGGCCUCAAUCAUUAGUCCUAAAACAAAAAGGCUUUUUGUCUCCCCCUUUUCUCUUUGCUUGCAUGCACAGAGUAUGCUUAUGUGUCAUUACACACACACACACACACACACACACACACAUACAAAGCAAUAAUUUUCUAAACCAUGAUGUGAAACUGACAAUCCUGUGGCCACAUGGUACAAAACGCCAAAUUUUGGUUACCACAAAACUCCACAUUGUAGCAAAACUUUACUAAAUAUAAUGCCUCUGAGAUGUGUUUCUGAUCUUGGAGGACCAUUGGAUCUCUAUAUAUGAGAAGUUUUGUACAUUCCACAGAAUACCUCCUGAUGGGAAAGUUAAUUUCCAGUUUCACACAUAAGCAAAAAGGCAUUUUCUCCAAGAGUUUUAAGCACAUUUUUAUUUUUAAAUGACUUAUCAAAACUCAUCUGUAAGUUUUACAUGUAGAAACAUAUAAAAGUAAUUUUUAGCAAAACCGUGACAUCUUACUGGCUUUCUGCUCUUCUGUUUUAGUCUACAAAAGAUCAGCAAUACUUUAAGUGGAAAAAAGAAGAUCCCUCGUAAUUAAGCAGUAGAGCAUCGAUGUUUAGGAAAUAUGAGGGACAACAGAUGUGGAUGAAUGAAAGUUUAGUCUUUCUUAAUCUAGACAGCAAACUUAACAGUCUUUCCAGUUAGCCUUGCUUUAACCCCUUCCCUCCCUCCUCUAAUUGCAGUUUCAUGUUAAACUGCAAUUACGGAAACUCUUUUCCUGUCCUAUGGAUUAAUUUUCUAAAGUUGAAAUAUAGUCAUUUCCUAUUAGGCUGUACAUUACUUGAGACUUUUCUUUCACCAUUACCUUCUGAUGUCUAGUAUACAGUAUUUCUUUUUUUCACGUCUUUGCCCUUUCACCAGAAUAAUAAAUUGGGUGAAGUGUGCACAAUAUCUGUAUUUUGAAUGGCUAUGGUGUUAGGAUGAAAUGGCCAGGCACAAAUUUAAUCUGAUCAUUUUGUUUUCACAUUGGGAAAAAAUUAGUUUAUUAAACAUUACCUGUAACUGUACCUGUUUUACCAAGCUGGAUCCUUGGGACUUUUUAUUUCUAAUUUUUAUUACCUGAAUGUACAUAGUGAGUGGAGUUUGCUUUGUUAUAUAGUAUCUAUACUCCUGGUAUUUUCAAGCACUGCUUUGAAAACAGAUGACUUACUUCUCCGUUAAAAACGCAAUAAAAGUAAAUGGCAAACAA
Callithrix jacchus (white-tufted-ear marmoset) is the source of this 11356-nucleotide messenger RNA. RefSeq names its product poly(A) polymerase beta (gene PAPOLB). NCBI's taxonomy places the organism in Eukaryota, Metazoa, Chordata, Mammalia, Primates, Cebidae. Gene Ontology annotation, molecular function: RNA binding; poly(A) RNA polymerase activity. Gene Ontology annotation, biological process: RNA 3'-end processing. The record is from RefSeq and is a predicted model, not a curated record. Gene Ontology annotation, cellular component: nucleus.